Messenger RNA from Exophiala spinifera, 810 nucleotides. RefSeq lists its product as uncharacterized. The record is from RefSeq and is a predicted model, not a curated record. The transcript is spliced from 2 exons. The coding region runs from base 1 to 810 and encodes 269 amino acids. NCBI's taxonomy places the organism in Eukaryota, Fungi, Ascomycota, Eurotiomycetes, Chaetothyriales, Herpotrichiellaceae.
AUGUUCCAAGAUGAACAAGUCAAGCAGGCAAUCCUCGAUUAUGGGGCAUGUGGUGAUGCGCUGUUUCACAUGAGGAAGUUCGUCCAAGAGCUCUUCACCGUAAUCUCCUUGAAAGUCGAGGAAGUGACCGUCAGUGUGCAAGGACGAAAGCGGAAGUUAUUGUGCUAUAAUCGAAAGCAUGGCCAAAGCAGGUACACAGAGAUUAGCAAUACUCUCUGUUCCUUGACGGGUGGACCACCUGCAGGAAAUGGCUUGGGCGAUGAAAGAGUCUUCAGUCACCAUAUGUUUGUUGCGGCUCUGAAGGGCAAGUGCGAAGGCGUCGUGAUCGACCUAGCAAAUGCGCAAUAUGGUCACUUCGACACUAUCCUCCCAGUGAGCAGAUACUUUCCAGAGCGAGUGAGAAAGGUUACCUCGAUCCAGCCCAUCGGAACUUAUGACGAGACCUUUGGUUCUCUCCUCAACGAGCCUAACAGCUUAUACUUCGAAAAAGUGCAAUUCGGUGCUCUGAGGCUCCAUAGUCUACUGCGAGCCUGGCUGGCAGAGAAGAAUCUAACGCUGACGGGCCUGGUAACUCUCGACAAGGAGUCCUUUCAGACAAAGCUUGCAGUGCUUCGAGAAUAUGCAAGCAGAGGUGUGCGAGCCACGGUCAAGAAAUCGCUCGAGUCCGGUGAUCUGAUGAACCGGCUGAAGCAAGUAGACACUCUAGAAGAAGAGGCGCGGCUGACUAGACGGCGUCUAGAUUGGUUGAAGGCAUCCGGAAUCACAAUCGACAUGAUGCAACCACAGAAUAGAAGCUGGGUUGGGUGGUGA